AUGAUCACAGAAUUUCUCUUCUUGCUUUGCCUCGGUCUAUGUCUGGGCUACGAAGAUGAAAAAAAGAACGAGAAACUUCCCAAGCCCUCCCUCCGUGCCUGGCCCAGCUCAGUGGUUGAACGCAAGAGCAAUGUGACUCUGAAGUGCCAGUCUCAUUUCCAGAAUGUGACAUUCAUGCUGGGGAUGUUGCAUGACUCUAGGUACAAGCAAGAGCAGAACUCAGCAGAAAACAAAGCUGAAUUCCCCCUCACUGACCUGGAGCCUAAGGAUGCUGGGAGGUACUUUUGUGCCUACAAGACAACAGCCUCUCAGGAGUGGUCAGAAAAGAGUGAACACUUACAGCUGGUGGUCACAGGAUCACUAGUAGAACCUUCCUUCUCAGUCAACAUAGACCCUGAGGGGACUCCAGGUCACAGGACACUCCGAUGUCUGAUUUCACACGAUGGAAUUGAAUGUAUCGUCAUUGCACUGCUGAAAACAGGGAUCCCAGAACCAUUACAAGUCAAGAAAGCAAGAAAAAAACAAACGGAUUUCAUACUCUGGAAUGUGACAAGCAGUGGAAAUUACAGCUGUUUGUACUACCAGUGUGACUUUCCAUACUUGGGCUCCUUCCCUAGCAACAACCUGGAGGUCUGGCUGACAGAGACCAGAAUCAUCUCUGUUACCAUCUUGAGCUGCCUCUCCAUCUUUCUCCUCUUCUUCUCAGUCUUCUUCAUCUACAGAUGCACUCAGCAUGGUUCAUCACAUGAAGAAUCGAGCAAGAGGAGGCUACAGGCUGAAGACCCCAAGGGAGUGACGUGUACUGAGCUGAACACCAAUGCACCGUUUGAGGAAGCUUCUGCUCCCACUGAAGAGCCCCCAGGAUCCUGUGAAUAUGCAACACUGAAAGUGUAG
Molecule: messenger RNA, 894 nt
Organism: Cynocephalus volans (Philippine flying lemur)
Lineage: Eukaryota; Metazoa; Chordata; Mammalia; Dermoptera; Cynocephalidae
Gene: VSTM1
Product: V-set and transmembrane domain containing 1
Exons: 8
Coding region: 1-894 (297 amino acids)
Cellular component (GO): plasma membrane
Source: RefSeq, a predicted model, not a curated record